Molecule: messenger RNA, 2859 nt
Organism: Mercenaria mercenaria
Lineage: Eukaryota; Metazoa; Mollusca; Bivalvia; Venerida; Veneridae
Product: prolyl 4-hydroxylase subunit alpha-1-like
Exons: 2
Coding region: 353-2017 (554 amino acids)
Biological process (GO): peptidyl-proline hydroxylation to 4-hydroxy-L-proline
Cellular component (GO): endoplasmic reticulum
Molecular function (GO): iron ion binding; procollagen-proline 4-dioxygenase activity; L-ascorbic acid binding
Source: RefSeq, a predicted model, not a curated record
CAAUGUACAUAAGCAUUUAUUUUGUUUCGCUUACAGCAAAAUAAUCACAUUACAUUAACGCAUAAAUACUAUAACUAGAACGUAAUAGUGUUAAAAUGUAAAGACUAUAUAUGUAAUAUAAUUUAUAUUAAGAAAGUGGAUCCGUAAUGAUUACGUGUUCUCCGAGUGCGAUUUCGGCAUUCUUCGGCUUUUACAGAGAAUGCCGAAAUCGCUACAACGUCCAAAGUAAACAUAAAUACGUAAUCACACGGAAAUUGCCGAUUGUCUACGGAAAUCGCCGAGUGUCAUUACUGAACCACUGCCUCAACAUAGUAAAACUAUAGAUGCUUAUAAUUACAACUACGUAAGGAAUAUGAAAUAUUUAUUUACUAUUGCGUGUCUGUUCACUAAACUUCUAUUUGUGUCAAGCGAAAUAUAUUCGUCUAUGGCGCAUAUUGAGGACCGUCUAAAUUAUGUGAAGAAAAUAAACAUCAGUGGAUGGAUUAUGAAACAUUUUGUAGAGCCGGAAGAAUUGAGACUUGCAACAUUGAAGGAAGUGGUUAAACAUGCUGUUGAUGUAGAUAAACUUGCAAAGGAUACAAAUGAGCUUGAAAAUCCUUUAAAUGUCUAUAGAUUCAUGAAAAAGUUAGCUUAUUUCAAAGAACAGGUGCAAAAAGCUAAUGAUACAAAACGACAGAAUUCGUUUAAAGAAGCCAGUUUUAUAAAAUUUCUUAAUGUUCUUCCAACCAAAGAAGAUUUAAACGGUUCUAUCACAGGUAAUAUUUUCUUUUCUUGUUUCUAUUUUUUAUAUUUUACCAAACAAUUAAAAUAUUACUGUUCAGGUUUAGCUCGCCUUCAAGUGGUUUAUAAUUUAUCCACUGAGGAUGUACUGGCUGGCAUCCUAAAUGGUAGGCCUUCCAGACCACUUACUGCGGAAGAAGCCAUGGACAUUGUCACAUAUACAAUCAAUCUGUCAAUCCCAGGAAUACAGAUCAACAAUUAUACAUUAUCAUGGUUAAUCCACAUUAACAACACGAAAAUUUCUCUCUAUAAGGACAGACCAUAUAUAAAAAUUUUGAGACUGAUGGCGGGGAUAUAUCUACAGAGCAGAUGUUACUGUUCCAGGGAGUUUCAACAUGUAUAUAACAUGUUACGGAAAGUUGAUCCAAGUUACAGUGCACAUAUUGAACGCUUUGUUAAAAGCUGCAAAAAGUGGUACUCUCGUAGUGAUUGUGAACUGCUAACAGAAAAACCGACUCUGUAUAGUCGAGGAGAAAGAUUUUUUGCUUUAUGUAGAGGGGAACCUAUAAAAAUUCCAGAUGAAAGCAUAGGUUAUAAGACGCAAGCACGUGAAUUUAGUUGCAUGCUUCAAAGUAAUAACGACCCAAAACUUCUACUCAAUCCAGUAAGAGUUGAAAUAUUGAAUAAAAAAAGUCCUUAUAUCGCCAUCUUGCAUGACAUUGUAACUGAUAGAGAAAUUAAUUUCAUAAAGAGAGUGGGAAAACCUAAUCUUAAGAGAGGAACGGUGAAGGUUCGUGAUGGACAGGCAAAAAGUGAUGUUAAGAUUAGUAAAACCAUGUUAAUGCCAAAUAGUCAUAUUGCACUCUAUGGAAAACUAAACACAUUUCGUAACAGACUUGUAGCUCUGACCAAGCUUAAUAAAAAAAGUUUCAAAAAAGUUCAGGUUGCUAACUACGGGGUAGGUGGUGUUUAUGAUGUGCAUGUGGAUUUUGUAUUUCCCGGCGUGGAGAAAAAUUUUACCGACGCUACAGACAUCCAUCUGUUAACCGUUGUGAAUUAUUUGACCGAUGUUGAAAACGGAGGAAUGACUGUUUUUCCAGAUCUUGGGAUAAAGGUUGAAGCGAAAAAGGGAAACGCUUUAAUUUUCUAUAAUUUAUUCCGGAAUGGUACUGGAAACUGGUUAACAAGGCAUGCAUCUUGUCCAGUCUUAUACGGAAAUAAGUGGAUAGCAAAUCAAUGGGUGUUAAAAAAUGAUCAAGCAUUUGCAUACCCAUGUUCUUUGAAUAAGUUUGAAUAAAAUUGCCCAAAAGGAGCCACGUGACUUCUGCAAUUUCUUCGCCAUAACUUAAUGUUGAUAGAUAAAAACAAAAUCCUGUGGUUUAAUUUCGUUUACAUUUGUUGAACACAUUUUCAAUGAAAUUACUUGGCAAGUCAGUUAAUGUCUAAACAAUGCACUUCUAUUUUUUCCCUUUUCAUGUUUCCCGUCAGUUAUUUUUCUUUCCAAUCGGAUUUAUAACAUUUCUUACAUUUUCAGAUUAACUUUGAUCAAAUCUGGCAGAAAAAAAAUGUUGUUACAUCAGCUGUGACCAUCAGGGUGUCCUGCUUAUUCUUUUAAUAGAGUUAUGAGAGACUUUUAACAGUCGCUACACGAGACUGUUGUGAUAGUUAAUAACAAUCAAACUCGGUUUGAUAUAUUCUGCUCAUGAUGGGAAAUGUUCUUUGCAACAUCCCUCAUCCCGUAUAUUUAAUGAACACACUAAUCCAAAAGUCUUGUAAAUGAAACAACACUGAGGACUUAUUACGACCGACAAAUGGCACUUAACUACGCUGCGGUAAGUUAAUAAAAUAUAUCAAAAGUCCCUUUGGAAGCAUAGAAUGCAAUCAAGGAAGAUAAUGAUAUGAUAAGCAAAUACACUAUGAAACAUCCAACAUGCCUCAAGCACCAGCUUAAGAGGAACUCUUAUCAUACAGGUACAUAGAUUACGUACCAAAUGAUCUAGCCUAGCAAGCAUGUUUUGGAAAAUGUUGGUCGAAGACCACUACUAAUAUAUUAUUUUAGGAGUUAGACUCUUCCACACGUUUAUACUACAUUUUAACGAUUCUGUUUUGCAGACAGAUCAGUGGAAGAGACUUUUUAGG